CCUCCAAAACGAAGCACUAUGACAUUACCAGUCAUUUCAAAAUCCCCAUAACCAUCGCGAUCGCAUCACUCCUCAAAUAUGAAAAUUGACGAAUUCUCUUCUCCGGAUCCCCGUCAGAACAACGAUGAUCUCCACAAUCAACUUUGCUCUCAAAUCGAAUCAUCAAUCAAAGACAUCGAAAAACACGUACCUGGAAAUGGAACUGAUUCCUUCUCCACUGACCUCAGGCGUAGCAUCUCUCAGCUCAAUUCCCUCUCUCCUUUCCCUAAUAACUCUGUUAAACUCCACAUCUGGAAACUCUCUUAUCGCCUUUGGAAUGCUUGUGUCGAUCUCUCCAAUGCUAACGCUGCCCAUAAACACCAUGAGGAACACGCCAAACUCCGUCAAAUCUCAGCUGACCUUCUCUUCCUCGCUAUUGACGUAUCCGGUAUCCCUUCACCGGCGUUUAAAUCCGCAUCCUUCUUUUACAAAACAGGUCUUAUUUGGCAUGACCUUGGUAAAUUUGAACUUGCGAAUUAUUGCUUCGAGAAAGCUUCGGAUCUGUUAUCGAAAGUUGAUGUCGCUAGUAUUUCAGAAUAUGAAGAGAAAAAGCUUCUGUUAGAUCUCAAUAUUGCACGAUCACGAACGGCUUGGGAAGUGUCUGAUAGAAAUUUAGCGAUUGCUUUAUUGAGUCGAUCGAAAAGCGUGCUGUUUGCUGUUGCGGAGAAUUAUAAAGCUUUAGCUAAUCAGUAUUUGGUGUUUGGAAAAGCAAUGCUGUCGAAAAACGAAGUUUCUGGAGUGAAUGAAGCAUUGAGACUUAUGAAUGAGGCACUGGAAUUGUGUGAAAGGGGUUUGAGAGUUGUUAAGAGGAAAGAGGAGACUUUAGGUUUGAAGGAACUGAGAUCGAAGACGCUUAGAUUUUUAGCGGCAUCUCAUUUGCAGAGACAUGAAUUUGAGAGCGUGUUGAAAUGUGUAAAGGUUUUGAGAGAGGGUGAGAAGGAUCAGCAUCCGAGUCUUAGUGUAUUGGUGAUGAAAGCAUGGUUGGGAUUGGGGAGGUACGGGGAAGCGGAGAAGGAGCUAAGAGGAAUGGUUGUGGAUAAGGGAAUUCCUGAAGGUGUUUGGGUAUCAGCUGUUGAGUCAUACUUUCAAGUUGUGGGGGCUGCUGGUGGAGCAGCUGUGAAAGGAGUGUUUUUAGGACUUCUUGGAAGGUGCCAUGUAAGUGCUGAUGCAGCAAUUAGGGUGGUGAAUAAGGUAAUAGGGGAUCCUUCUGGUGGUGGUGAAGAGGCAAGGUUGAGGGCAAAGGUGGUAUCUGACCUGGUGUCUGAUGACAGGAUUCGGACGCUCUUGAGUGGAGAGGAUGCUUCCAAGGAGAGAACAGCUAUGCAUGCUCUUCUCUGGAAUUGCGCAGCAGAACGCUUCCGAUCAAAAGAUCUCCAGACCAGUGCUGAUAUAUUUGAAAAAUCUAUGCUUUAUGUCCCUUCUGACAUAGAGAGUAGAAAUCUCAAAGCAAAGGGAUUUAGAGUUUUAUGUCUGUGCUAUAUGGGCCUUUCACAGCUUGAUCGUGCUCAAGAAUACAUAAACGAGGCAGAGAAGCUUGAACCGAAUAUAGCUAGUGCCUUCCUGAAGUUUAAGAUCUACCUGCAAAAGAACGAAAGCGAUGGUGCUAUUACUCAGGUGCAGGCAAUGCCAAGUUGCCUUGACUUCACCACUGAAUUCCUUUCUCUAGCAGCUCAUGAAGCUAUUGCUUGCCGUUGUCUACCAGUUGCUGCUGCUUCUCUGUCACUUCUCUUGAACUUCUACUCCAGGGGGAAACAGAUGCCAACAACUGAGGUUGUAGUUUUCAGGACUUUAGUCAUGAUUCUCUCUCAGGAUUCUCAGAGUGAUUCUGAUAUCCUAAAGCAGAUGAAACGAGCUCAUUCUCGGCUAUGUGAGAUGGGUGCUGACAAAUUUUUUGGGAAAGGUGAGAUCGGAAGAAGGGAAAGGAAUUGGUUUUCAGUGAAUGCAUGGAAUUCGGGGGUUAAAACAGGACAGGAAAACCAAUAUGCAAUUUGUGCAGAGUUCUUUAGAUUGGCAUCAGAGUUUUAUGGUUCUUCAAUUGAUGAAGAGAAAGAAGGAAACAAUGUAAUGGUUUGUAAAUCACUGAUUAUGACAGUAUCUGCAAUAAUCUCAUAUGAGAAGCAAAGAACGAAUACGUUAUCGGAAAAUGAAGUGAAGGAAGCUAUUUCUUUGCUAGACAAAGCAGGAAAGAUGUUAAUGUCAAGCUCAACAGAAUAUGAGAAGCUAGAGGCCAUCAUCGAGCCUAAUUUCUUGUUUGUGUACACUUGGUGUGCUUUUGAUCUACAUUCAAGGCUUGAUGACACGGGAAGCCAACAGCUCGUCCUUAUAAAGCGCUUUGCAGACUCAAAAUGUUGCAACCCAAAGCAUCUACUUCAGAUUGGCAUUGACGCUUCACAAGGACCACGCUCCAACCACGAGGUGGCCACCUUUGCAUUAAGCACCUGCCUCUCUACCCUCCUGGCCUUGCCUUUGCCUGAUUAUGUAAGUGUGGCACUCAUACUGAGGAAACUUGUUAGUCUAAGAAGCAUCCAUGGAGUUGAUACUAAUGAUGAUGCAACAAUGGAGACGUACAAGCAAGCACAUCGAAUAAUGGUGGGUUUGAAGGAAGGAGAAUAUCCGGUUGAAGAAGCGAAAUGGCUUGCCAUGACAGCAUGGAAUAGAGCAGCUGUCCCUGUGAGGAUGGGGCAUAUGGAUGAAGCAAAGAGGUGGAUGUCUAUGGGUUUGGACCUGGCCAAGAAAGUCCCAGGGAUGCAAACAUACAGGUCAUGCAUGGAAGAUUUUGUUGCAGGGUUUGAGAAGAAAUUAUCAGGGGCAUGAUGACUGUCAAAGCACUUUUAUAGAAACAUCCAGACGCUAAAUUCCUCUCUGCACAUAAGAUCAUGGAUAGAUACUGCAGGUGCUGAAGUUGUAAUUUUGUGAAAGUUGCCUAUCCGGCUUUACAACUUGUGGAACACAUUUACUUCGUAUACUACAUCCAAGGUUUCCUUGAUAAUAGCCUAACUUGUCUAAUUUACAUGAAAAAGUUGAAGCACAAAAUAAAAAGAGGAUUAGGAGUCAAAUUUCGGAAAAAACUUAUUCGCAGUAACCUUCACUUGUUAUAGUGUGUGUUACUUUUGGAAGGUAGAUAACUUGUAAUUCAAUUGUUUCUAAAAUAAAAUGUUCCCCAAAUAAUCUCA
Messenger RNA from Lycium ferocissimum, 3212 nucleotides. RefSeq names its product TPR repeat-containing protein ZIP4. Gene Ontology annotation, molecular function: protein binding. Bases 79 to 2853 code for a protein of 924 amino acids. NCBI's taxonomy places the organism in Eukaryota, Viridiplantae, Streptophyta, Magnoliopsida, Solanales, Solanaceae. Gene Ontology annotation, biological process: meiotic cell cycle; regulation of synaptonemal complex assembly. The record is from RefSeq and is a predicted model, not a curated record. The transcript has 6 exons.